AUGUGCCAGGGCAGGCGCAGUGGCCGGCAAGGAUCAUACGCGCUAAGAAAGCUUUCGGACGCAGAGGACAGUAAGGAGGAAAUGCUUUUCGACCUAUCUGCCCAGAACAACGUUGACCAGCCAAAUACACGGCCCAUUGAACGGUGCCUUGUCUGGGGCAGCAGGACACUGCGGAUGCUGAUCGACAUGGGUUCAUCAGUUAGCGUGAUUUUAGAAAAGGUCUUCAGGAAAAACCGUAAGUGGUGGCCAAGAAUAGAAAAAACGCCACUUCGGCUAUCCUGCUUCCUCGGUCCUCUUCCAGUGGUUGGCAGAGUCGUCAUGAGCGUCGAAUACGACAAGACACGAGUGAAUAGUUCGCUUGUGGUAGUGGAUUGUGACGGUCCACUACUGUGCGGCCGAAACAUCAAUCAGGCUUGCCGUGAAGCGGGCGUGUCACUUUUAGGAGAAAGGGCUCUUCCGAGUGUUUACGCGCGUCAGGCGGAAGUUGACUUAAAAGGGCUGCUGGAAGAGCUCACAGACUUAUUUCAAGAUCGGCUCGGCUGUUACAAAGAUCCGCCUGUCAAGCUGUACAAGAAAGAAGGGGCCGUGCCUCGGUUUUCGAAGGCCCGCCCGGUGCCCGUCGCGCUUCGCAAAGCAGUCUCAGCAGAAAUCGACCACCUCGUGCAGCAAGGUGUGCUAACUUCGGUGAGCGUUUCCGAAUGGGCUGCUCCCGUCGUACCAGUGGUGAAGAUAAGUGGAGCCUUCAGAUUGUGCGGUGACUUUAAGCUCACCGUGAAUCAGGCCACUCACCUGGAACAAUACCCUUUGCCUAAGGUGGAUGAUAUUUUUGCCGCGCUUUACGGGAGAGAAGUCUUCACUAAACUGGAUUUGAGCAAUGCCCAUAACCAGCUCCCGCUUGAUGAAGAAGCGAAGAUGAUGACUGUCAUCAAUACGCACCUGGGCUUGUACUCGUACAACCGACUAGCCUUUGGCAUCUCGUCAGCUCCCGCAUUGUUCCAGUGGCGCAAUGAGUCAUUAUUCUGGAAUUUUCCAAAAGUACUUGUAUACCUAGACGACGUCAUAAUCGCCGAGAAAGAAGGGGACACUGCCACACUUCGACAAGUUUUUCAGAGACUUCGCGACAAUGGCCUCCAACUGAACAAAGCCAAAUGUCGGUUCCGUGAAAAAGAAGUGCAGUUUCUGGGCCACAAAAUUGAUGCAACCAGCCUUCACCCACUGCGGGACAACCUCGAAGCCGUAACAGCUGCUCGAACGCCAGCAUCGGCACGAGUUCCAGUGGAGGUGUCCAGCCGGGACGCGGCUACGGUGGCAGUGCCUACCUUUCAAGUAGCCGCCCUGUCUGCCGUGCGAGCAACGCGGAGCUGUCAGACUACGGGCACGAGAUUCAGCGGAGGUGUCCGGCCGGAACGCGGCUACGGUGAUGGUGUUCACCCUUCAAGCAGCCGCGUGAUCUACCAUGCGGACAACGUGAUCCAGCUCGAGAAGAGCCUACGAGCUGUGGUGAGAGCAGCCUCGUUCCUUGUGUUCGUGUUAAGAUGA
This is a messenger RNA of Rhipicephalus microplus (southern cattle tick), 1539 nucleotides long. RefSeq lists its product as uncharacterized. The record is from RefSeq and is a predicted model, not a curated record. NCBI's taxonomy places the organism in Eukaryota, Metazoa, Arthropoda, Arachnida, Ixodida, Ixodidae.